This is a messenger RNA of Oryza brachyantha (malo sina), 2232 nucleotides long. RefSeq lists its product as uncharacterized. NCBI's taxonomy places the organism in Eukaryota, Viridiplantae, Streptophyta, Magnoliopsida, Poales, Poaceae. The coding region runs from base 22 to 2097 and encodes 691 amino acids. The record is from RefSeq and is a predicted model, not a curated record. The transcript has 13 exons.
GAGGCGUCAGCGGCAACGCGAAUGGAGCGGCGGCGGCGGCGGCAGCUGGCUCGCCUCUGCGACCUCGUCGCCGGCUCCCUCCUCCAUCACCUCGAACCCAAGCCGCCGCCGCAGCUCACGCGGGAGGACGAGCGGCGCAUCCUCCUCGCGCUCUCCCGGGUAAGUAAGGCGAUUCGAGGAUGGGAGGAGGAGGAGGAGGACGACGACGACGACGACAAGGAAGGGCAAGGGUGCGAAUUAGGUCAGGAACUUAUUUCAUGUUCUGGAGAAGAUCACAGUUGUUGCUUGCCAGUUAACCAGCAUUUUGACGAUGGAUUGAGCUGCCUGGCCAAUAUUAUCUCCACAUUGGUUGGCUACUUUGGUUUCUGUAGCAGCUAUGUUAAACACUCAGCUGGAACUAUCCUGAUUGCCAUCUCUACCUCUCUAAUGAAGUUUGAGAUUGUUUGGAUUCAGUUUCUUGAGCUGGUUUGGAUAGCUGUCCAUACAGUAUUAACAUAUGCCUAUGGUGCCUUACCUUCUUCAGUCGACUCCAUCAGCUGUUUCAGACAAGGCUCAAUUUGUUAUUCCUCUGUUAUGAAAAGCCUAAGUGACGACAAUACUAUUUCAACCACCAAUAUCGGAAGUUUCAUGGAAGUACUUCAGCUACGCUGUCUUGAUAUCAAUGGGCAUGUGGUGGCCAGCCUCUUUCGAGUAUUACACACUAUUUUAAAGUUCCUUAAACACAGUGAUAGUGAAUUGAAAAGUGACUUCAUUUGCUUAUCCAUCAAUCAUAUUCUUAUGGUUCACUGGGGUUCAUAUUAUCAACUCAAUGUUAGAGAAUUUGUAAACCUUGGCAAGGAUGGUGCAUCUGGCUUGAACAAUGAUUCAGCGCAGUUAGGAUAUCUUUCAAGCAGUCUCCUCCAACUAUUGUGCUCUUUGGUUGAGCAAAGUGAUCUGGAGGACAUCAAUGGGCAAGAUAUGUAUGCAAAGCUUGUCGAUGUGGUUCGUAAGUUAGCAACCAUAUUACAAGAGCAACAGGAUGCCCCUGAAAGUCUCUCUCAGUAUUUAAAGCACAAAAUUCUGAUGAUAAUGGUGCGUCUAAGGCCUUACAUCCAGAAGGAUUGCUCAUAUGUUGUUUGUUGGCUGAAAUUACUUCGACAACACUUUCAGGAUCUUCUUCAUGGACCUAUCUUGCAACAUAUUGCCAGACCAGAGAAUUGUUUAGAAGGAUCCCCAUUUUUUUUGAGCACCGUAGGGAUGGGUGAGACUCAUUAUAAAUCGACCCAGCACUUACAAAGACAGGCUAUCUAUUUGUUUCUUAGUUGUUGCAUAGGUUUGGCUUACACUGGAAAUAACGUUGCACUGCAAUGUUCAUGUAAGAGAGAUGAUCGAAUUCUUGGUCACAGAGUUCAAGACUGCAGUGAUCAUUGUGACUGUUUUGGCUUAUCAGAAAUAUCAAGGUGGUUUCAGAGAUGUUUCAUAGAUACGAUUUUUGGCUCGGAAUCAUCAACAGACAUUGUUCUGUGCUUUCUGCAGUUAUAUAUGGAGGAGGAUGACAUGCUAUUCAGUAUUCUCUUACAACUUCUGGAUGCUCCACUCAUUUCCUUGAAAAUAGAUAGCCUGGAAAUUAAAUGUUCUGAACUCAUUGGUGGCAAACUGUUCUCAAGCAUUUUUGACCCAGUUCAUAUUUUCCAUCUCUUGCUAUUAUUGCUGCACUAUGAUCACUUGGUGUUUGUUGAUUAUCUCAUAUCGAAAGAUGUUGGCGUGCACUGUGCACAAUAUCUGUUAAGGUGCCUCCGCCUGGUAAACCAAUGUUGGCAUUCUUUCAUUGAUGAUUCAAUUUACAAGGCAAAAAUAGAGAAACUCAACUUUAAAAGGCAGAAGACGUUUAAUGAGGCAAACAAUAUUAGUGGUAGCUCAAUUGAAAGCCCUAAGUUAGAUUCUGCUUGUGAUAAGAAAAGCAAGAACAAACACCAGCUUUUCCUAAAUGCUAAAGCCUGCCUCCUUUCAUUGAAGAGAACAAUUGAAGAUCUUCAUAAGAAGGGUCUGUUCCCUUACAAUCCAAAGCCUCUCCUCAAAAGCUUGGCCAGGUUUGAAGAACUUUGUGAGCAGGAUUGAAAUUUGAGUUGCAUUUUUUUAUAUGUUACUCGUGGAAUGACCUUUCCGGCCCGGAUUGACUUGGUCAGUCAGGUACUUUGUGCGAUAGACAACGUAUGGUCAGAGAAGGAGAGUGAGCAAAGUCAUUGCUCCAAG